AUGAAGCCUCAGGUCGGAAUCAACGGUUUUGGUCGUAUUGGUCGUCUUGUACUGCGUGCAGCUGUUGCGUCCGAUUCGGUGGAUGUUGUCGCAAUCAAUGAUCCCUUCAUUGAUUUGGAAUAUAUGGUUUACAUGUUUAAGUAUGAUUCCACCCAUGGUCGGUACAAGGGUGUCGUCAAGGUUGAAGGUGGCAAGUUGGUUAUUGACAACCACAAGAUUACCGUCUUCCAAGAGAUGAAUGCCAGUGCCAUCCCAUGGUCUCAAGCUGGUGCUCAGUACAUUGUUGAAUCCACUGGCAUCAAUACCACUAUCGAGAAGGCCUCGGCUCACUUCCAGGGUGGCGCAAAGAAGGUCAUCAUUUCGGCUCCCUCUGCCGAUGCUCCCAUGUUCGUAGUUGGUGUGAACCAUGAGAAGUACGAUCCCUCCAUGAAGGUUGUGUCUAACGCUUCUUGCACCACCAACUGUCUGGCUCCACUUGCCAAGGUCAUAAACGAUAAUUUCGGUAUCGUUGAAGGUCUUAUGACUACUGUGCACUCCUACACUGCCACACAGAAGGUUGUUGAUGGUCCUUCCAAGAAGGCAUGGCGAGAUGGACGCACUGCCGCUCAGAACAUCAUCCCUGCCUCUACUGGCGCUGCCAAGGCUGUUGGUAAGGUUAUUCCUGAGCUGAACGGCAAGCUUACCGGCAUGGCUUUCCGUGUGCCCACUCCCAAUGUCUCUGUUGUCGAUCUAACCUGCAAGUUGGGUAAGCCAGCCACCUAUGAUCAGAUCAAGGCUGUCGUCAAGGCCGCCUCUGAGUCACCUGCACUGAAAGGCAUUCUUGAAUACACUGAGGACCAGGUUGUCAGUACCGACUUCUGCUCUACCACUUGCUCAUCGACUUUUGACGCUCGUGCCGGCAUUGCUCUCAAUGAUACUUUUGUUAAGCUAAUUGCUUGGUACGACAAUGAGUGUGGUUACAGCUACCGUGUUGUUGAUUUGAUCAACUACAUGUUCAAGAAGGAUCACUAA
Messenger RNA from Hydatigera taeniaeformis, 1011 nucleotides. Lineage: Eukaryota; Metazoa; Platyhelminthes; Cestoda; Cyclophyllidea; Taeniidae. The record is from the annotation of a GenBank genome assembly.